AUGACUGAAGGUCCAAGUAUUGGUGCUGAACAACAAACACAACAACAACAACAACAACAACAAACACAACAACAAACACAACAACAACAAAGAUCUCCCUCAACAAAUUCAUUUGAAGUAAUUUCAAGUAAUACAAUUUCGAGUUUUUCUGAAAGCGAUUCAAUAAAUAGUUUUGAAUUGGACGAAGAAGUAAUGGAUAAUACAAAUUCAGCACAAGAUCAAACAUUUGAAGAUAUAAAUUCUACAACAGAUAAUAUAGAAAAUACAAAUGGUGGAGAAAAAGAAAAAAACAACAAUAAUGAUAAUAAUAAUGAACAAGAGAUGAAACCAAUUGAAGAAGCAGAACAACAACAACAAAUACCAGAUCUCACCAGAGAAGAUAUUCAAAAAUUGAAAAAAGAAAUUAAACAAACUUCUUUAGUAGUUGGCGAAAAAUGGGCAAUAAUUAGUAACAAAUGGUAUAGUAAAUGGUCAGAAGAAAUAAACAGUAGAGAGGAAUUAGGACCAAUAACCAAUGAUGAUAUUUUACAAAAUGGUGAAUUAAGACCAGGCAUUAGCGAAACAACCAGCUUUACAUUGGUUCCAGAAAAAACUUGGAUCAAAUUAAAGGAAGUCUAUGGUGGUGGUCCAGAAAUUAUUAGAAAAGUCAUUAGAGGUACAAUCAAUAAUAAUAUUGAUCUUCGUAUUCCAAUCUCUUUAAAAUUCUUUAAAUCUUCUGAUACUAGUAAUAUUGUUCAAGGCUUUGCAUUUAAAAAUGAAACUAUUAAAGUUAUGAAAGAAAGAGCAUGUAAAGUAUUUAACUUGGAUCCAAUUAAUAUUAGAAUUUGGGAUUUUUAUAAUCAAACUAAACAUGCAGAAUUAAAAGAUUUAGAAUAUGUAUCAAAUUCUCGUUUACUUGAAGACCAAUUAAUUUUAUUAGAAGAAAAAUUAGCAAAUGGUAAAUGGCCACAACAACAAUCAGAUAGAUAUUCAAGUGGUAAUACAAGAUGUGGUGAUCCAAGACCAGGUAUAACUGGACUUGGAAAUUUAGGAAAUACAUGUUUUAUGAAUUCAGCUUUACAAUGUCUUAGUAACACCUAUCCAUUAACCAAAUACUUUUUAUCGAAACAAUAUGAAAAUGACAUCAACAAAACCAAUCCUUUGGGAUGUCAUGGCGAUUUAGCCACUGAUUAUGCCGAAUUAAUCACUGAAAUUUGGGAGGGCACUUACAGCUCUGUCUAUCCACGUAAAUUUAAGGGUCAAAUUGAAAGAUUUGCACCACAAUUUGCUGGCUAUCAUCAACAUGAUUCACAAGAACUCUUGGCAUUCCUUUUGGAUGGUUUACAUGAAGAUUUAAACAAGGUCAAAAAGAAACCAUUCCACGAGGGUAAAGAUUAUGAUGGUCGUCCAGAUGAUGUAAUUGCCAAAGAACAAUGGGAAAUGCAUAAAUCAAGAAACAAUAGUGUCAUUGUCGAUUGGUUCCAAUCUCAAUUGAAAUCAAAAUUGGUUUGUCCAGUUUGCCAAAAUAUUUCAAUCACCUUUGAUCCAUUCAUGUAUUUAUCACUUCCAUUGCCAUCAGAGACCAUCAAACAAUUUAACUUUAGUUUCUUGAAUAAAGAUUUCAAAAUCACUCAACACGAAAUAAGCGUCUCUUCAAAUGCCACAGUUGGCGACCUCUUAAAGAAACUUUCCGAGGAAGUUGGUGUCUCUCAUAACAAUAUGGUUUUCACUGUCAUUAUGUACUCCUUGAAGAUUUAUGAACAUGAUGAUAAAUUGGGUGAUAAAAACUUUACACGUGAUACUAUAGUUGUUUAUGAAAUUGAUUCUGAUCCAACCUUUACUCAAGUUAUGGUGACUUCAAAACAAUCAAACUUUAGUUUAAUGCGUAUUCCUUUCAUUCUUUCAGUACCACCAACAAUUAAAUCACAAGAAGAACUUUAUAAAUUAAUUCUUAAUAGAUUAUUUGAUUUCAUUAAAGAUAUGGAUACAGUUUCAGAAAUUUUCGAUAGUAAUCAAUCAUCACAACAACAAGAGGAUGAGGAACCAUCAGAACAAAAUAAUAAUAAUAAUAAUAGUAACAAUAAUGAUUCUUCAAAUAAUAAUAAUAUUGGUAGUGCAAGUGAAUCAGCUGGCGAUGAUGAUGAUAAUGGUACAAGUAGUAGUGGUAGUAAUACUUUUAAUGCAGGUAACGUUGUGAUCAAUAAUUUCACUCAACAACGUACAAACUCUUCAUCAUACAGUAGCAAUGGUUAUAGUUCUGGAUAUGGAGGAUAUAGUGGUGGUGGUGGUUACAGUGGUAGUUAUAGUGGUGAUUAUAAUAGAAUUCCAAAGGAUCCAAGAUUCAUUUUCCAAAUGGUUGAUAGUUCAAACCGAGAGAUCAAACCAUUGACAUUCCCAUUAAGAACCCGUGAAAUCACAUUGGCAUGGGAAGAUCCAUCACAAUACUUUGACUAUGAAACCAUUUCAAAUGAUUUAAACAGAAGUGGUGGUUGUCGUGAUAUUCCAAUGCAACGUGAAGUCAACUUGGAACAAUGUAUCAAAUUAUUCACCACUGAAGAACAAUUGGGACCAGAAGAUCCUUGGUAUUGUAGCAAGUGUAAAGAACAUCAAAGAGCUACCAAAAAGUUUGAUAUUUGGUCCUCUCCACCAAUUCUCGUUGUUCAUUUGAAAAGAUUUAGCUACAAGAGAUCUCACCGUGAUAAACUUGAUACUCUUGUCAAAUUCCCAUUCAAAGAUCUCGAUCUCUCUCAAUAUGUAUUAAAUAAAGAUCAACCAGCACCAAUCUACGAUUUGUUUGCAGUUUCAAAUCAUUAUGGUUCAUUAGGUGGUGGUCAUUACACUGCCUUUGCUUUAAAUGAACCAGAGGAUACUUGGUUCAAAUUUGAUGAUUCUCAUGCCUCUGAAGCAAAUAUAAACUCUAUCGAAUCUGAUGCCGCCUAUGUACUUUUCUAUCGAAGAAAAGAUACUUAUGAUAAAAAUUUUUAUUUAAAUCAACAUUUAGGUGAAGUAAUUUUAAAUAAUAAUGAUAAUAAUAAUAAUAGUAAUAGUAAUAAUGAUAAUAAUAAUAAUAAUGAUAAUAGUAAUAAUAAUAAUUUUAAUAAUAAUAAUAAUAAUAAUAAUAAUAAUAAUAAUAAUAAUAGUAAUAAUGAUAAUAAUUUAAAUAAUAAUAAUAAUAAUAAUACUGAUGAAAAUAUGAAUGUUAGUGAUUCAAAUACUACUACAACUACAACAACAACUUCAACUAUCGCAACUCAAGAAGGUAAUACAAAUAAUGAAUAA
This is a messenger RNA of Dictyostelium discoideum AX4, 3258 nucleotides long. Its product is annotated as peptidase C19 family protein. NCBI's taxonomy places the organism in Eukaryota, Evosea, Eumycetozoa, Dictyosteliales, Dictyosteliaceae. The record is from RefSeq and is a predicted model, not a curated record. Bases 1 to 3258 code for a protein of 1085 amino acids. The transcript is spliced from 4 exons.